Molecule: messenger RNA, 492 nt
Organism: Argentina anserina (silverweed cinquefoil)
Lineage: Eukaryota; Viridiplantae; Streptophyta; Magnoliopsida; Rosales; Rosaceae
Product: secreted RxLR effector protein 161-like
Exons: 1
Coding region: 1-492 (163 amino acids)
Source: RefSeq, a predicted model, not a curated record
AUGGAGACCUGUGUUGGAGGAGAAGUUCCAAUGUCAAAAGGUAACAAGCUUACUAAAAAUCAGAGUCCAAAGAGUGAUGUAGAGAAAGUUGAGAUGGAGAGUAAACCUUAUGCUAAGUUUGUUGGUAGUCUCAUGUAUGCUCAAGUUUGCACUAGACCAGAUUUAUCCUUUGCAGUUGGUAUUUUAUCUAGAUAUCAAUCUAAUCCAGGCCAUGAGCACUGGGUAGUUGGCAAGAAAGUGCUUAGAUAUUUGCAGAGAACUAAAGGCCACAUGCUAGUGUAUAAACAAGCUAAGGAAUUAAAGCUUGUUGGAUACACUGAUUUAGAUUGUGCAGGAAAUUAUCCAAGUUCUAAGAAAUCGACCUAUGGAUAUGUUUUUGUGCUUGUAGGUGGUGUAGUUGCUUGGAAAACCAUGAAGCAAAUCUUGAUAACUACAUCUACAAUGCAAGCUGAAUUUAUUGCAGUCUAUGAAGGGAUGUGUGAAACUUUAUGA